AUCCUUGCCCACUUCUUUCUCCCAUGCACUCUUCUCCUUUCCUUCCCCCCCUUAUCUUUAAUUUCAUUUUAUUUCACUAUUUUUCAUUUUAAAUAUUAAACACAAAUAACCACUUUUUUUAAGUAUAAAUACUACUAGCUAGUAUUCCUCUCCAUACCCAUAAUCUCAUUUUCUUCUCACAAACCAUAACCAACCAACGCCAUUUCUUCUUUCAUUAUUAAAAUUCAAAGCAUUUUUUUACUACACAUAGUCACACAUUUACUAUUUGCACCUCCUUUAAUUUUUAACAAUGUCUAGCAGAAGAUCUCGUUCUAGACAAUCUGGUGCUUCCUCUGAGAUCACUGAUGCUCAAAUCACCGAUCUCGUCGCUAAAUUACUACGACUUAUCCCUGAGCUUCGCCCUAGCCGCUCCGGCAAGGUUUCAGCAGCUAAGGUAUUGCAAGAGACUUGCAACUACAUAAAAAACUUGCAUAGAGAAGUUGAUGAUUUAAGUGACCGAUUAUCUCAACUUUUGGCUACAACAGAUUCCAACAGUGCUCAAGCAGCUAUAAUUAGGAGCUUACUUAUGAAAUAAUGUCUAGUUAUAUAUAUAACUACUACUACUACUCUGCAUUUAUUUGUCGUGUGCAUGUCUCUGUCUCACUUUAUGGUUAUUCUCUUAUCUGUGUAGGGUUUGGUUUGUAGACCAAGGCAAAAGGGUUAUACCUUUGUUAGUCCUUGAUUAAUUACUUUAAUUCUAUGUGACACUUUGUAGUCAUUAUGAUUAUGAUAUGAUCAUCAUCAGCUUUUAUAGCUAUAAAUAAAGUGGACUACAUUUUAAUAA
This is a messenger RNA of Cicer arietinum (chickpea), 823 nucleotides long. RefSeq names its product transcription factor PRE6. Gene Ontology annotation, molecular function: protein dimerization activity. Gene Ontology annotation, biological process: regulation of growth; regulation of DNA-templated transcription. Lineage: Eukaryota; Viridiplantae; Streptophyta; Magnoliopsida; Fabales; Fabaceae. The record is from RefSeq and is a predicted model, not a curated record.